This is a messenger RNA of Talaromyces amestolkiae, 2244 nucleotides long. RefSeq lists its product as uncharacterized. The coding region runs from base 1 to 2244 and encodes 747 amino acids. The record is from RefSeq and is a predicted model, not a curated record. Gene Ontology annotation, cellular component: plasma membrane. The transcript has 6 exons. Gene Ontology annotation, biological process: copper ion import; intracellular iron ion homeostasis; iron ion transport. Gene Ontology annotation, molecular function: ferric-chelate reductase activity. Lineage: Eukaryota; Fungi; Ascomycota; Eurotiomycetes; Eurotiales; Trichocomaceae.
AUGGCUACAAAACACCAAGGAUACAUCAAACACAGCCAUCAGAAAGUACCUGAAUCUUCGCCAGUGGAUAUGGCACUCGUUUAUGUACCUAUAAUGGUUCUAGCUGGCUGUGCUCUUAUGGUCUUUUUCCACCGGGUGUGGACGGAGGUUACAAACAAUCAACGGUUAAAAGUUGCCAUUCAACACGACUUCAAAGUCUCCAUUAACCGUCCGAACCGCACCAAAUCAUGGCUCAAUCGACAUCUGCUUUAUGCUCCUUUAUUCGACCGCAGGCACAAUCGCGAAUUCCGGAUAUUUCGAGGCCAUGUCAACAUGGGAGCGAUUCCGACGAGACUUGAGACCUUGCUGAUAGCAUGUUACAUUGCUCUGAAUGUCCUGUUUUGUGUGGUCGUGAUUCACUGGAACCAUCCCAUCAGUCAUUCGUUGCAUAGCUUGAUAGGAACGACAGGAACGCUCGCAAUUGUCAACAUUUUUCCGUUGGUCAUAACGGCUGGCCGAAACAAUCCGUUGAUAUCAGUUUUGAGGGUAUCUUAUGAUACAUUCAAUCUUGUCCAUCGUUGGCUUGGGAGGAUCGUCGUGGCGGAAGCGGUCGCUCAUACUAUUGCGGUGCUUAUCCGGGUUGGUAUAAUAAAGGGUUGGGAUACCAUCCCAGAUCAUCUGUUCCAUACUCCGAUAUUCACAUAUGGGUUUGUGGCCAUUAUAGCUUUCGUCGCCAUCUUUUUUCAAUCACUGUCUCCCUUCCGCCACGCUUUCUACGAAUUCUUCCUCCACUUCCAUAUUGUUCUGGUGACGGCGUCAUUUGUUGCGUUGUGGUAUCAUCUACACAAGUUUGUGCAGAGAUGGAUUUUUCUUGCAGCUAUAACAGCCUGGGGUACGGAUAGACUGCUACGCCUGGCAAUCGUUGCAUGGCGAAACUGCGGCAAGACUUUGACCUCAGCUACUAUCCAGCUUCUUCCAGGUGACGUUGCACGGGUUGACGUGACCGUGAUUCGCCCAUGGAAGUUCAAAGCCGGUCAAUACAUGUACCUGUACAUACCUGCCCUAGGAUUAUGGACAUCUCACCCAUUUUCUGCAGCCUGGGAAUCGAAAGACAAGCAACAUGGCUAUUUCUCGGCAACCAACUCGGAAAGGAGUAGCAAUAGCUCUUCCAGAAGUAUUCUGAGCGGUAACAGACAGGAAGAAAGACGCACAGUCUCUUUCCUGAUCCGGAAACGAAAUGGCUUUACGAAAAAGAUGCUGAAAUCGAUUGGAAUUGAGUUUGGUCUUCAACGCCGAGUUUUGGCUCUGGCCGAGGGUCCGUUUGGAGCUAUUCAUUCGUUCGAUUCAUAUGGCUCUACCGUCCUGAUUGCGGGAGGUAUUGGGAUAACACAUUCAAUCUCAUACCUCCGAGAACUGGUGGAUGGGUUUGCAAGAGGAUCAGUAGCAACUCGGCGAAUCACACUGUUGUGGGUGGUACGCAGCAUAGAUCACCUCCAAUGGGUUCAGCCCUGGAUGGCUUAUAUUCUGAACCAUCCCGUUGUCCAAGGAUCAGUUGCAUUUCCCAAUACUUCAACAACACCAAACUCUCGGAACCCCUAUUCUCUCGACAAUGGCACACACUCCGAGCGCACACUGUCCCUCUCAGUCAGUGUUCACUUGACGACAUACUAUAGCAAUAGCAAUACAAACAUCUUCAACACUGAUCCAUUACCAGCAAGAUACUCCGCUCUCAUCUGCAACCAGGAGAAAAGUAACAACCCUUACAACAACGAAAUCGCCCCGGUGCUCCCGGCACAUACAAAUACCUCUCCAAGGGAAACGCCCUCUUUCUCUCGUCCACACCCUAAUUCUCGCCCUCCUCUCGUUGAACUAUCAACAUUCAAUGCGUCCUCAUCUUCCUCCACACUCAACAAAACUAUAGAUCAAUAUUUUUACCAAUACGAUGACGAAAAGGCCCGAAUCCUCACUCCGGUAACCGACACCAACACCAACACCAACACCAGCACACCCACCAAUACCAACGCAACAACCAAUUCGACCUUCCAAGACUGGACUCAACUCAGCACCCCAACAGCGCCCGUAACCAUAAAUCUCGGCAAACCACUCUUCCGUCAAGUACUAGAACGUGAAAUGGCGCAACAGAUUGGCGCCAUGGCCGUUAGUGUCUGUGGACCUGGAGGCAUGGGCGAUGAAGUUCGCAAGGCUGUCAGGGAGGUUCAGGGACGGAAGACGGUGGAAUUUUUUGAGGAGAGUUUCUCAUGGUAA